GCAACUCAAGCCCACCGCACUACACAGAGGACGAGCAGGAGGAGCACAAGCCUUCCGCCACCGCCACCCAAAUAAGCUUCGAUUUUUGUAAAGGUUUGUGUUAUGGCAGAAUUUGCGGCAGUGCCUGGCACGCCCAUGAAGCCGAGCAAGGGCCAGGAUUUAGAGCACCCGGUCACGGACCUCGAAGCGGUCAGGUCCAUCCUCGUGCAGGGGCUUCCGCUGCUUGAUCAAGAACUGACGGAGUCUUCCAUCGUCCAGGUCUUCUCGGCGUACGGGGAAAUCUCCAAGCUUCUCCUUCAGACGAACGAAGAGAGCAGAACGCAGAGGGCUGUGCUGGUGUUCGCCGAUGUAGCCGGUGCUACCUCUGCUCUGCAGGCGAACGGCCGCGACAUCCUCGGAGCGAACUGCAGCGUGAGCUUGGCUUCGUCUAUGCCCGCCUUGAACGACGGGUUGGACCGCGACAACGUCAGCGAUCAGCCUGCCGCUGUGGGUGGUAUGGAAGGCCGAACGCUGACCACCGCAGAAUGGAUCAAGGGCAUCUUCGCCCAGGGCAUGGUGUACACCCGCUUGUUCGACGAGAAACUCGGCGUCUCCUCGACCGCCAAAAGUAUCGCAGCAAAGGUGCAAACCCAGGUGGAGCAGAUAGACGAGAAGCACAACGUGAGCGGAAAACUCGCUGCGGUCGCCUUCACCGCGCAGGCGAAAGUCCAAGAGGUCAACACCAAGCUCAAGGUGUCUGAGACCGCGUCGAAGUGGGCACACUCAGCCAAGGAAUCGACCGAUAAGGCCCUCGAGAGCAACCCCCGCGUCGCCGCCGGCGUCCACCAAGCAGGGGAUGCCAUCGGCAGCCUCGUAAAAAGCGUAAGCGGGUUGGCGCACCAGGCCAUGGGGCAGCCGCAGGAGAUGGCAGGCCCGGUACCCCCGGUACCCCCGUCCGCAGUUCCGGCAAACACCGCCGGCGGGACCUUCGGGAUUUCGGAGUCGGACACGAGCGCGGGGGCCCCGCCGACGAAGCCCGUCUAAGCCCGUCCCCCACACACCUUCUUUUCAUUGCUUGCAUCUCUACGUAGCUUUUUCAGUGUCUUUGUGGAAGUUGUGUAGCUUUCCCGUUCCGUGCGUGAUGAUUUGAGUUUUUUAGUCCCUUCUUGCUUUCUCUGUCGUCUUGCAGUCCAUGUGUUUUUGUGUUUUUCGCGGCGGAGACAAGCCGUCGGAUAGCUCAUCGAAGGGGGCUGCCGGGAGGCACGGGAUACCCCCAUACAGGUCGCCACAUCUCGGGAUGGUGGUUUAUUUUGUUGCUGCGUGCGGCGGUGGGGCCUCUGUUGUCUUUUCCGUCGACGCCGAGUGUGAGUCGUCGCCAACCUACUUGGUUUUUUUCGUAUCAGCGUGUCUGGGGGUUACACCCACCCUGUUGCCGUGGUGUUGUGAUGUCAUGUCGAAGAGCACGCAGUUUCCUAGACCUUCGGCGAAAGGGUGCGGUUCCUUUCGGCAAGUAUUUUUCGCCCCAAGAAACUAGCGGGUAUGGUGCGAGUACCCACUGAAAGGCGGAGUUACAGGCGGCCGAGGACAGUCAUCUCAGGAAAAGUUUUUGGUUGUGUAGGUUGUGGAAGAUGGGGCUGGUUUGGAACACUGGGCGACAAGUUUUUUUUUUUCUUCGUCGUUGCUUUGACGGCAGGUUGGACUGAUUUUGACACGCCCGUGUGGUCUGUGCUUGAUGGACCCCGGGCACUGAGUCGAGGUCCAUUUGCUGCCUUUGUGGAGCGCGCUUUCGUUUUCGUGUUGGGAGGCUUUGGUCGUUCAUCUUCUUGUGUGUAACGAUAUUUAUCGGUUUGUAAUUAAGUGGCCUUGGAUACU
Ectocarpus siliculosus is the source of this 1851-nucleotide messenger RNA. The record is from the annotation of a GenBank genome assembly. NCBI's taxonomy places the organism in Eukaryota, Phaeophyceae, Ectocarpales, Ectocarpaceae.